AUGAAACAAUUCAAAUCCGUCUUUGAUGAUGACUCGGGCUUGACAGACGAGAUGGCCGAGUUUAAGCGGGCUCUGCAGGGACAACGCGACGUCGAAGGAACUGUCACACUUGCUGUUGUCUCAGAAUCACGGCAAGAUAUCGCAAUGCUGCUUGAGGAAUUCAUCGUUUUCGGCAAAAACACUGAACAAACACAACAAGUGGUGCAGGAAACACACAAAGGCGUGCAGGCUCUGAAAGAUGACUCGGACCGAACCAAGACACUUGUCAAGAUCCGGGAUAUUCUCGGGGUGCCGUCUACAGUGCGGCUCGAUACAAAUACUACGCAGACAUGUACCAACAUCUCGGACAGAUGCCUCGAUGGAACUGGGUCAUGGAUUUGGACACACGACGCGUAUCUGGCCUGGACGGCGCCGAAAGAUAAAUUGAGCUCGCACGUGCUCAUUGUGUCAGGCCCUCAAUCUUCAGGCAAGACGUCCACCAGUGCCUUGAUUACCAAACGUCUCGAGGAGCAAAAGGGGCGCACCUACGUGGGACACUACUUCUUUCCUGCUAAUACGAAGAAGUCCGAUGAGGAUAAGAACCCUGUGCAGUCAGCGCUGAAGUACAUAGCUUUUCAAAUUGCUCGUGUUGAUGCCACGGUGCAAAAUGCCCUCAGUAAGGCAUGCGACGGGGGCCCUGCCGCAUUUCGUCGUUCGGCUAGCCCCGAAAAUCUGGACAUUUUAUGGGGUGACCUCAAGAUCGGAGUGCCUGGUUCAGGCGCAACAUACUACCUCGUGUUCGAUGGGCUUGAGAACUUACCUAACAAGCACACAGAGAUGCUGCUUGGUUUUAUCUUCGGUUCCAGAUUGGGUGGGGAGGUGUCCGGGCGGGUACGCGUCCUUGUGAGUGGGACGGAUGAGCAGCUUUCCAGAUGGUUGGCAGUCGACGCUGCCCUGAGGAUCCAAAUGGAGAAGCAGAAUGGGCCAGAUAUGCGCAUCGUUAUCGACGAGACUCUCAACAAGCAGGGGAUGCUUCAGAAUGUGAAGACCAAUUCAGAGCAACAAAAAGCAAGGAAUAAAAUUGUCGAGAAACUGCCCCAGAAUGUCAAUGGAAGCUAUUCUCUGCUGCAGUUCGGGCUGGGAAGCGUUAUCCGUCUACUAAGCACACGUACGGCGAUCCAGGAGUUAGACCGAAUGCUCGACCAAUCGAUGAGUAGCCACGAGGCCGCAAUUAAAAAUCUGCAGCGGUCAUUAACGACAGAUGAGAUCAGCGAGCUGAAUGAACUGCUGAAGUGGGUGCUGUUUGGCAACUAUUCUCUGACGUUGGAUCAGCUUGAAGCUGCAAUGUUACUAUACUCGGGCAUAUCAUCUCUUACAUCCCUGGAAUACAUCAUCAAGAACAAAUACUCAGCCGUGUUGAAGAUUGAAGACGGCUAUGUUUAUGCUCAAGAUGGGGUCCAGAAAUACCUGGAGAAGAAGAAAGAUUCAGCUGCCCGGUCAUCUCUCUCAAAAGAUCGCGCAACUAUCAGCAUGUCCAUCACUAUAAAUAACGUAGACCAAGAGCUGUGCGGACACUUUCUCUGGGACCUCGCUGAUAUGGCAAUCCGAGACAAAUUUAAGUUCAGCUUCAGUGGUGAAAACUCCAACCCCUUGCACAGUAGUAGCAGCCAGGGCGCCAUCGCUGCUGACGAGUUUGAAGCAAAUCACACCAUUAUUACUCGGGCAUUUGAAUACCUCAACAAUGAACCAAAUGACCAAAGUAAGGAGAUUGGAGAAUAUCUUGUCUGCUGGCUACCCUAUCACCUAGGUCGAUUACGCCAACUUGAAGACGAAGACAAAGGGGCGCUGAUGCCACACGAGCAGCUUCACAUCGGUCAGAAUUUGUACAAGCUCUUCAAGGAUGAAAUCGUGUUCAAGCGGCACAAGAAGACCUUCGAGCAGAUUUAUUGGACGCUAGAAGAGAUGCGGGAUGUGCAGAAGUGGUUGAUGGACUCGGCAGUGGUGCGAAAGCUAGAUAAAAAGUGGCGGGCCAAGGUGCAAUUUGCUAUAACACCGACGAGAGGCUACUUGAAGGAACUCGUUAUUUUGAUCGCGCGGAGCUUUCUGAGAGAGAGAAGUUGGUCGGUCUCAAACGCUCGUAGGUGGCUUCAGGAGUUCAUGGCUAUGGAAGACAGCAAACCAGCACAGUCUAGUAUACCCUCUGACGCAAAACUCGAUGACGCAAACUCCGUUGCUUCCUCCUCUUCAUCAUCCUCCAUCGCUUCCAUAAGCGAUGUCAAUUGGGACAAGCUGAGCAUGUGGUGCCGAGAUAUUCUUGAGCUGGCAGACCAAGAUCUCGACUCCAUUUGGUAUGAGCGCCUUGCUGAAGCCUCGAGCCUUACAGGAAGUGACCCUGAAGUCACGGUGUCACUCUACGAGCGUGCUAUCAAGUUGAAGGACCCAAGUUGGCUGUGUCAUCGCGGUCUGGGAACUACGCACUACAAUCAAGGCCGAACUGCAGAUGCAAUUGCACAAUUAACAAUGGCACUCAAGGAAGUUGAACAGAAGGAUGCCGUGCCGAAACCAGAGGCUAAAGAUAUCGUUGAGUUGCAUCUAUUAUUAGGCGACUAUACUUAUGUGGAGGGGGAUAUGUCUAGUGCGAUGGAGCAUUACUCGUUCGCGUGCAAGAGCGACAAUGCAGACCAGGCGACACAGGGACAGCUGGGCCAUUUAAAGGCAAAGUUGGGGUCACCUGAUGCGGAAAAUAUGCGCCAUACGCUGAAGACAAUGCUCAUUGACGAAGGCGGUAAAGAGAGAAUGGUCAAUGUCUUGAAGAUGGUAGCGCGAGAUUUCGACCAUGACGCUGUCGUUUCGAAAAUGUUAGCCUUGGCCAAGGAAGAUUCAGAUCUAUUACAGGGUAUCAUCGACGCUAUGCAAGCGGCUACUGGAAAGUAUUCAGCUAUCGAAGAUCGCACUACGGAGCCACUUGAGGUUGCCGACCGUUUUGCCGCGGACGAGGCUCGCGGCGUGUUAUUGUACGACCUUGGCCUCGCGAUCUAUACGUAUCACGUCUCUUUAGACGGCGUAGAACCAAUCAACGAAGCUAUCCGGCUUUGGGCUGAAAGUCGUGAUCAACUCACAAGUAUCGGCGGUCCUAAUGCCUCAAUUGCGCGUUCGAAUGCUACCUCCGCGCUGGCGAACCAUUACUUCCAGAGUAUGAUGGACGGGCUGCACCUUGAUAAUAUCGACGCAUUAGCAAGGCUAGCUAAGGACGACUCAGAUGUCUAUCACAACGAUCCGGUCGGCUUCUUGGGCGCCCUGCACGCGCUGCGCGGCGAUAAGGAGCAGGCCAGAGCAGUGUUAAUACGACAAGUCAGACAGGCACUUCAGAUUCUUUCAGAUGACAUGCCUGAAAAUGACACAAUCGGCUUCUCUAUCAUUCACAAAGCACUGGAGCAUUACCAAGACUUUAAAAAUGCGGCAGUUGCCCUGUCUCUGCUUGGACAGCCCGAUCUCGUAACAGACGCGCUGUACUUCGAGAUUGGGGACAUACCGGAGGACUAUGGCGAGGACAAGCAGCAAUUGUUGGGAAUAAUCACCAAAAUAGCUAAAGAAACAAUACUGUUCGCUAAAAAACAGGUGCCGGAUAUCUCAAAGCAACUCGAACGCAUACAAGUGGCCAAGACGUAUGUCGACUCGUUAGUAAUCGCUGCUCAGGCAAGCAUCAAACCGGUGACAGAUAGCGAUGUCGACAUCGAGGCCCGGAAACCUGAGACCGUCAAUUCUAUCACCGGCACCGCACACCGCCUAAUGCAAUCCCGCCUCUCAGACCUGGAACAAUCGCAUACUCCUGAGCUGAACCUCGCUGUCUUUCAGUGGAAGAAUUCUACCAUUGCAUUUAUUGCUCGAACCGAGACUUUUGCGGCGACUGCCUUGCUCGACUUCGCGAAGGUCACGAGGUAA
Molecule: messenger RNA, 3921 nt
Organism: Phaeoacremonium minimum UCRPA7
Lineage: Eukaryota; Fungi; Ascomycota; Sordariomycetes; Togniniales; Togniniaceae
Product: putative neutral amino acid permease protein
Exons: 5
Coding region: 1-3921 (1306 amino acids)
Molecular function (GO): protein binding
Source: RefSeq, a predicted model, not a curated record